Messenger RNA from Ostrinia nubilalis (European corn borer), 4862 nucleotides. RefSeq names its product ski oncogene (gene Snoo). The record is from RefSeq and is a predicted model, not a curated record. Gene Ontology annotation, cellular component: nucleus. Bases 590 to 1888 code for a protein of 432 amino acids. Lineage: Eukaryota; Metazoa; Arthropoda; Insecta; Lepidoptera; Crambidae. Gene Ontology annotation, biological process: negative regulation of BMP signaling pathway. Gene Ontology annotation, molecular function: SMAD binding; RNA polymerase II cis-regulatory region sequence-specific DNA binding; DNA-binding transcription factor activity, RNA polymerase II-specific. The transcript has 2 exons.
AUAUGAUAAUGUUGGUAGAAGGUAUAUUCAAUUGGCACUUCUGCAGUGUUUAGUGUUUGAGACGGGCGGGCCGCGGUUCGCGCCGCCAUUCUGGAUAUUUUGACGGGAAGGUCGGUCACGUGACACGACGGCGGGCGCGGGGUGCGGGGCGCCGGCUAGACUCUCCAGUAGCCGAGCCAUCCGUCUGCUGCUUUGACUGCGACCAGUCGCCGGAAUCCACGCCCCGGCCUCAGCCGCUCGGAUCUAUUACGUACUACCCAGUUCGCAUGUAUCCAGUUCGUUCCAACUGGAAAACGGCUGCAGUUCACAAAUUGGAAUCCAACAGUGUCAGCUCAGUGAAUAUUCGGGGAAAAAUAGUGAUGGUUCAGUGACAAAAAGUGGUUUAUUUGUGUAUUUUUGCAAAGUGGUCGUGCGGCGACGGGGCGGAGACGCCGCAAACGGGCGGCGAGCGCUCGGCCCGGCCGUCGCGACGGCUCGGCAGUUCGGCAGACAUGUUUCGAUCGCGGCCGGAGCGCGUCGCGCGUGCCGGCGCGUAGUUCGCUCGGGACAUGCGCCCCUCGAGCUCCCAAGUCGGUGGGGGUGAGCGACCAUGGAUGUAGUGACGUCCCAUAUCAACUCCGUGCUGAAGACCUACCAGGCGAGCGCGCCGCGCAGCCUGCAAGGGCCCGGAUGCGGGCGAGCCGAGCCAUGUAGCGAGGCGCCUCCGCCGCCGCCGCCGCCCGCCGCGCCGCCGAUCCUGCUCGCGCCGGACACCGUGCUGGGCGAGCGCGGCGAGACCCUGCUCGAGGGCGAGCCCAUCUCGUGCUUCAGCGUCGGCGGCGAGCGGCGGCUGUGCCUGCCCCAGAUCCUGACCUCGGUGCUGACGGACUUCAGCUUGGAACAGAUCAACCGUGUGUGCGACGAACUGCAAAUAUAUUGUUCGCGAUGCACGCCGGAGCAGCUCCACGAAUUGAAGUCGACGGGGGUGCUGCCGCGCUCGGCGCCGUCGUGUGGGCUCAUCACGCAGACUGACGCGGAGCGGCUGUGCUCCUCGCUGCUGCACGGCCCGGCGGCGUCGAGCCCGCACAAGCUGCCCGGGUUCCGAGUGUACCAUGAGUGUUUCGGUGGCGGGCGGGGUGUGUGCGCCCCGGAUUUGAACUUAGUGCAGUGUUUGAUAUGCCGGUCAUUGUACACGCCGAGGCGGUUUGUGUGCCACUCGCACGAGCCGGAGAACCGGACCUGCCACUGGGGGUUCGACUCGUCGCGAUGGCGACGGUUCCUGCUGGUGGCAGACGAGGAGAAGGAGAAGGAGAAAUGCGUGGCCCUGCUGGACGAGUUAGCGGCGCGGGAGUCGCCGACAGCGGCGCCAGUUCCAGUCAAGCAGCAGGCGCCUUUGAAACGUAAACAGGUGGUGGAGACGGUGACAUGCAAGCCGGAGCCGCCGGACUCGCCGCCGAAGAAGGCGCGCGGGGAGGACUACGGCUACGCGUUGUAUCUGGACCACUACGCGCACCUGCAGUACCGGUCCAUAUCGGCGUUCCGGCCGUGGGGCAAGCGCGAGCCGGCGCUGCAGAACCCCGAGCGGGUGGUGCGGGUGGCGCACUGCACCAGCUUCGAGCGCGACUACCAGCCCAACGUGGCGCUGAAGCCGCUCACGCCGCCGGUGGAUGACGUCACGUCGUCCACGUCGCCGCCGCCCACCGAGCCGGAGCUGGCGGCACGGCUGUUGGACGCCGACGCGCGGCUGGCGGAGCGCGCGCGGCAGCUGGACGAGCGCGAGGCGGCGUUAGCGCGGCGCGAGGCGAUGCUGGACGAGCGCGAGGCGGCGCUGGCUCGGCGCGAGCGCGCCUCGUCGCCCGCGCCGCCCGCGCCCGCUCUCAAACAGGAGGACGGCGAGCCGCCCUGUUGACCGACGCGGGUCAUCACCCGCCUGCGACCGCUCGCCAUGAACGCUCAGUGACAUUGCGUGUUCAGAGUACAAAGUUUCGAGGUGCCGACCGCGAGCCGGCACCGUGUAAAUAAUCUUCAGAUUUUACUUUCUCAAUAUUUGGGAUGCUGCUCGUCUAUGAAAUUCGUAUUGAGAACUCUACUAUUUAUACUCUUGUACUGUGCGUUGUGGAUAAUUUAUGUGAUGAACCCGUCUCGGUGCCGACGUACAUAAAUUAUUCAGUCCGAUUUGCCACAAAUAUACAGUAGCUAGAACAGAAACAAUAGAUGUUGUACAUAAUCAUAUCAAUCAAGUACAGUUUUAUGAAAGUAUCGUUUUGUACAUUUUACAGUGUUGUAGUCUCUUGCGCGUGCCAUUCUGGAGGUACCUCUGUUACCUUUCAUGUAACCUCAGUCUGUGCUUUUCAAUACUUAACAAAAUACUCACAAUAAUAUACAUAGUGAAAUAGUUAUACAAUUACAUAAGCAUAAUUUAUACAGGGUUAUUCUUAGGUUUUUAUUUUGCGAAAUGUACAUACAGAUAAGCAUCCCUAUGUAUUAAGUUUACUACUUCAGUUUCCACCGUAUACUCAACAUACACAUCAAAAGUACAGUGACCGCGUCAUUAUGAAUUAUAUUAGUUUAUUUUUAAGCUAAAUAACUCUGUAUAAACCUCAACCAUACCAAAAAUAAUGAAAUAUUUAGUGAUUUCACACGUGAAUUCAAUACAAUAUGUCUUGUCUCAAUCAACGUUACUAUUUAGGAGAUUGUAGAAAAACGCAAUUUUUCUCACUACUUCUGACUUUACGGCACUUUUAAUGAUACCCAUUUUGUGAGGGUAUUAUUUAAUUUUAGUUGUGCCUAAAUAAGUUCAUAAGUGUAAUAACGCUUACAGCUGUCUUACAUUGAAUAUUAUUUACAAUUCGCGUAUUUAGAAUGGGACUGUAAAUGUUAACUUACCCUCGCUCGCACACUGUGCCGUGUGAGCGGUGACCCUAAACGCUAAAGUUUUUCAUCCCAUUAUUUAUGUAUUUUCGCAGGUUAUACAAAAAUGAUACUAUUACAUGCGAGACAGCUGAUACUUUAAUAUAUUUAACAGUAAAUUCUAUUGUCCUGGCUGACAAAUUAAAAAUAAGGGAAUUAUCCCAAACUCUACCUCAUUGUAAAUAAAAAUUUUGGCUAAAAUUAAGAAAAUUCUUGUUAAGCUGAUGUUAAUUUUAGAAUUCGAUUUUGAUUGAGCCUAUACUGAAGCAAUAAUUUCUAUUAUGUGAAAAAAAUAUUAAACUCACUGCCUGAUGUUGUAAAUUUCCUAACGUUAAUGUAGAAGAUGAAUAGGAUGAAAGUUAGGUAGGAAACUUCUGCUUCCACGAUACCAAGUCUCCGUAUCUACCGCCUUUUAAUGGCAACUUUGCCAUAUUUUAUCGAAAUCCUAUUCAUACUUCGGAAUAUUUUAGGUAUCAGUGCUAUUUUAACCAACGUACAUCUUGUAAUUAUGUAUACUGCCUUCUGCUUGCUUGAUCAGUUUUAGUAUUCUCAGCAAGCUAAUGAUAUUGACAAAUAUUUGCAGCUUAAUAAAUACGAGUAUUUAGCCUUUCAGAAUAGGAUAUUGUAAUGAAUUAUUCCUUUUUGAUUUCCAACAGUAAACUUUAUUACUUUAAUUUUUCGUCACAAUAAAAACUUGCCAUGCAUUUUAGAAUAUUAUUAUGCUACAUAUAAUCGCAACAUUGAAACGAGUUUAUCCAAAAAAUAAAACAUCAACCUGAAAUGAAGUCACCUGAUAAUUUCUAUUCCUGCAUCGUGUCAGAAGUACCGCCAAUGCGGUGUAGCCUUUGCCAGUAACUGUGCAUUUUUUUAUUGCAUAUUUUUUGUGACUGAGCAAGAUUCUUUUUUUAUUAAGCGUAGCGUGUCGACAGACACAAAAUGCGAAUGGCGACAUUCGACGUGAUUUCGUGUGAUUCUCAUAGCAGUCUAUGAUUAGAAGCCAUCUGUUGUGUUAGUACCAAUCUACUUUAGGUAUAAUCAUGGUGAGCAUAUUGUAAUAAAUUAGAAUUGGUGCUAGCACCAGUGUUUUACCGAUACAUUAAGGCUUAUUUUACUGAAGCUAGGCAGAAUGAAGCCAUCUCGAAAUUUCCAGAAUGCAGCAUGUUGUACUUUUAUGCGAUAAGCUGUAAUGUAUCGUUAAAAUUCUGAGGCCCAAGGAAGUAGUUAACCGACUCGGUAGUCAGGGCGUGUAGAGCGCAAUAAAAUUGUGAAGCGAUUGUGAAAUUUAAUUUCACAGAAUGUGUGACUGUUAAUCUUUUGGCCAAGCUCAAAUUGUUUAAAGAAUAUAAUUUAUUUCUUUUAUGAUGAUUUUCCUUUCAAAGAGUGCUAUGUUACAUUAGUUAGGUAGUUGUUAUAAGUUCAGUUCUAGGUUAGGUUAUAUCUCUAGUCAGAGACUUUUUGAGAAAAUAAAUUACCAUUUACUUAUUAAUAUAUUAUUCAAAUAGGUACCUACUGUAAGCGAGUGUAAUAAGAAUAACUUAUUGUUUAAAUAAUUAAAUAAUGUAGCGUAGGUAAUUAGAAAUGGACUGUAUGUCUUAUACACAUUAAGUUAUUUUAAAAUUCUGAAACUUUUCUAUCAAUGCUUUGUUAAUACGUAUUUUGGUGCUAUGAUAUUUUUGGCUUGGCUAACUUAGUGUUAAAUUGUAUAAAAGUUAAUAUUUUUAGUAUUGGCAAUUAUUUUUGGUUUUUAAAGAUGUUUUAUCAUUUUAUUGUUUGGAGUUAUUAUAAAUGACUUAUUUUAGUUUGCAUCAAAAUUAGUGGCUUGGCCAUUUUGAAACUAAAAUAAUGCUUUAAUUAUUAGCGUAGGCUGUAUAUUAUUGUUGCGUUGGUAGAAAAGUUUCCAGAAGGAUGUCGUCUCUCACUGUCUUCAUUCAAAUAAAAUAUGAAAUGGUGCUAAAUAAAUACCUGACAAAUGA